AGUGACGUAUCAAAGUUACUGCGCAUGCGUGCCAACUAACAACACGUGAAGCAGACAGCAUGGCAGAGGAGAACAGAGUUGUGCUGGACCGGGCGCAGGUUAAAAAGGCGGUUCAAGCCUUGCAGGCUUUCCUCAAAUCAAAGUCCACAUCCGAAGCUCUGUUCCUGAACGAGGCUCAGCAGAUCAGCCUGCUCUUCACCUUCUGGAAGGUCCCCAAAGAGGCUCAGACCAUCCGCAUUCCCCUGCCUCAUGGCCAGCGAUCAGACACAGAAGAGGUCUGCCUUUUCACCAGAGAUGAGCCCAACAUGACAGCAGAGCAGACACAAAGGUUUUAUAAGAAGCUGCUGGAGAUGAAGGGAGUCAAAAACGUCUCGGAGAUCAUCCCCUACAAGCUUUUGAGGACGGAGUACAAACCAUAUGAAGCAAAGCGACGUUUGCUGGGGAACUUUGACAUGUUCCUCGCUGAUGGACGCAUCCGUCGCCUGCUGCCAUCCCACCUUGGAAAGCAUUUUUACGAGAGGAAAAAAGAGCCUUUGAGUGUGGACCUGCAGAGCAAACAGCUGGCCAGAGACAUGCAGAGAGUCAUCCAAGGCACCAGCUUGAAGGUUACCAACAAAGGUUGCUGCUGCAUGGCACGUGUCGCCCACUCCGACAUGUCUGCAGACGAGGUGACAGAAAAUAUUGAGGCUGCUGUUCAGACUGUGGUGGAAAAACUACGGAUGAAAGGGCAGAUGAUGAAGCUCAUCCAUUUAAAGAGUCAAACGUCAGUGGCCCUGCCUAUUUACACCUCAGACCUGAGCCACGUUGAGAUGCUGAAGAAGACAGAAAAACCUGCAGAGACUCCCAAGAAGGAGGAAGCAAAAAAGGUAAAGAAGAACAAGACGGAUGGCAUUAAACGAACAGAUUCCGCUGUAGAAGAAGAGAAAAAAAAGGAAGAUGAGGAUGAGGAAGAAAUCCCACAACUGGUUCCCAUAGUAACGCCUAGCAAAAAGCCUAAGCUGGAGAAGCCUUCCAAGAAGAAGAAGCAGCUGGAGAAAGCACCCAAACCUGCUGCAGCAAAGAAAGGACAAAAAGCACCAACAAAGCUGACCAAGAAGGCUGGCAAGACUGACGCUAAAGUCAAAAGAAAAGUGCCAAAAGUGAAAUGAUUUUCAAUGGAGAGUCUUUGUGCUUGACCAUCUCAACAUGGACAAUUUCAGUAGUUCAUAAAAUCAGACUGUUCACAGAAUUCUCUAUGUAUUUAGCUGUAUGUGUGUAUCUUUGUGUAUGAAUGAAACGGAUUAUAAACUUUAUCUGACA
Messenger RNA from Cheilinus undulatus (humphead wrasse), 1299 nucleotides. It is a transcript of the gene rsl1d1, whose product is annotated as ribosomal L1 domain containing 1. The transcript has 9 exons. Gene Ontology annotation, cellular component: 90S preribosome. Lineage: Eukaryota; Metazoa; Chordata; Actinopteri; Labriformes; Labridae. Bases 60 to 1148 code for a protein of 362 amino acids. The record is from RefSeq and is a predicted model, not a curated record.